Carcharodon carcharias (great white shark) is the source of this 1768-nucleotide messenger RNA. Its product is annotated as secreted frizzled-related protein 4-like. The transcript is spliced from 7 exons. NCBI's taxonomy places the organism in Eukaryota, Metazoa, Chordata, Chondrichthyes, Lamniformes, Lamnidae. Gene Ontology annotation, molecular function: Wnt-protein binding. Gene Ontology annotation, cellular component: cytoplasm. The record is from RefSeq and is a predicted model, not a curated record. Gene Ontology annotation, biological process: non-canonical Wnt signaling pathway; canonical Wnt signaling pathway.
AUGGAUUAAGAAUUCCGUAGUAAUGCUUUAUCAAUGCUGCCAGUGAUUGCUGCUGUCUGCUUUUGGCUCGGUCCAGCUGUCUUGGUGCAGGGAGCACCCUGCGAACAUGUCAGGAUCGCUAUGUGUAAGACAAUGCCCUGGAAUCUCACUCGGAUGCCCAACCAUCUUCAUCACAGCACCCAGGAGAAUGCUAUUCUCGCCUCGGAGCAGUAUCAGGAAUUGGUGGACACCAACUGCAGUCCAGUGCUGCGCUUCUUUCUGUGUGCAAUGUACGCACCUAUCUGUACCCUCGAGUUCCUUCAUGACCCCAUCAAGCCGUGUAAGUCAGUUUGCCAGAGGGCAAGAGACGGUUGUGAGCCGAUUAUGAGAAGGUACAACCACAGCUGGCCGGAGAGCCUGGCAUGCAACGACUUACCUGUCUACGACCGGGGAGUUUGUAUCGCUCCUGAGGCAAUUGUCACCGAUGUACAUGCAGAUGCAAAAUGGAUAGACUUCACCCGACAUAUGGUAGUACAGGAGCCUUCUAACUGCAGGAGCUGGAACUCAGAUCGUUGUAAAUGCAGAAAAAUUAAACCAACGCUUAAAACAUACUUGGAAAAGAAUUAUAACUAUGUUAUCCGAGCCAAAGUAAAAGACGUGAUCAGAAGUGGCUGUAAUGAAAUCACCACUGUGGUGGAGGUUAUAGAGAUACUUAAGUCUUUGGCACCCAUCCUCCAGGCUCACACAACCCUCCUUACCAACUCUUCAUGCUCAUGUCCUCAACUGCCACAUAACCAGGACUUGCUCAUUAUGUGCUAUGUAUUGCGCUCAAGAUUGAUGCUUUUCAAUGGAUGUUUAGCUGAAAAAUGGACAGAUCAAUGGGCUAAACGGUUCAAGCAAUGGGAACAAAGAUUAGGCCAGCAACAGCAGAUGCGUAUCAGGCAAGAAAGAAAUCAAAAUGCAGGACGUAGUGAGCGCAGUGGUGGUCCAAAGUCAAGAUCAAAGAACAAAAAUCAAGCUCUUGGCAAUCCAAGGAAGAUCAACAAAACUAAAGGCAAGAAGAAAGUAUGAAUUAAGAAGUUUCUGUAACUACAAUCAUCUCAUACUCUGGAAGUCAUAUCUUGGCUCAGUGCCAGGUAACAGACUGCAGACCAUUUCUACCCAUAUGCUAUCUGAUAAUUAUUGCACUAAUGCAUUUCAAAAUUACUGUGUAGCAUCAUCAUUGCUCAAAAACUUUAAAUUUUCAUAUGCAGGCACUGCUAACCAUAUUCAUUGGUCUGCGCUACAAAUGGUGGACAUCUUUGUAUGCCUUCAUCUUUCUAACUUGUCAUUUUUCAAUGCAAGACUAUAUGUGAUAUCAAUCUCUCCUGUGCAGCUAAUGCUCCUAAGUAUUUGGACAUCUGUGUACUGACAUUGUUUUGUUGUACUGUGUGUGUUGACAAAAUGCCCUCUGUAAGCUAAUCUCUACAUCUGAAUUAGGUCUUCACAUAUAGAGUGUCACUGCGAGGCAUGAUAUUUUGCAUGACUUAUUUAAAAUGUUAUUCUUAUCACAGGCCAGUUGAAUAUAUAAAACUGCAGAUUUUUAGAUUAAAUUCUCUCUUCAUUUUUUAACUAAUAGCUUUACAAAGUUCAUAUCAUUCAGACGAGUUUUUAUUUCUUCAGGAAGGCGCCUUAAUGAACAUCUAUUCGAUGUGUUUACUUCCUGUAAGUUGUAUAAAACUAUUAUAUCAUUUCAGAUAAUGUUUAAACUAAUUGUGACAUUUACAAAUAAAAGAAUUUUGUAAAAGUU